AUGGAUCCCUCCGAUACCGUACAUCCGGCCAAUGUUGACGACCGCGAGGACUUUCUUUCUGGUCCGAACAGAAGGGGAAGAGAAAAUUCCAAAUCACCGCCAAUGUGUUUGCUUUAUGGACAUAUCCUGGCUGAAAAUCAGCCUUCCGACGACGCCGCUUUCGGGAAGCAAGAUCUUUAUUGUUCGUUUGAAGCCAAUGGAGUAAUCCUCGGUGGCCAAGAGAACGAACAAGGCCAAUGUGUUUUCGAUAUAUACUUUUCGCAAGAUAAUCGUGAUUAUCUGGUGAAAUUAGUUUUUGGUCCAAUGCUUGAAUUAUCUGAUGAAGAUUCGCAGCAAGAAGAAAGAGAAUUAGAAAGUGAUUUCUACUGUGAUGAUGGAGAAGAAACUUAUGAAGAUUACGAGAACGAUUCUGAUGAAGAAAUUUUCGAAGAUGAACAGAGUGACGAUCCAGAACUUACCGGUUAUCGCGUUUGUAAUUUAUAUUUUCCUGGAGAACGUUACUAUGUUGUCCGAUUAGUUUUUGAGGAAGAAGAAGGAGAAGAUAGGUUUCUUGAGGAAGAUGAUAGGUUUCUUUUCAAGAAACUACAGCGAGCAGCGGAAAUUUCAUAUGACGGAGAAGAAGAAGAAGAAGAAGAAGAAAUUCCGGCAACCGACGAUAAAUCCUCCGGUGAUUUACCGGAAAUUGUAUCGGAGAAUUCAAGUAAACUGAUGGAAUUAAAGAUCGAAGAACAUGACGAUGAUGUUAGAAUCGAGCAUCCAGAAACGGCAAAAGGAACCGAAAACGGAAAUAAUGAUCAAGAUCAAUCGUCUGGUAAUUUCGUCGAUCCUCUGAUUAUAUUAGAACAACAGAAUCAUCUAAUAACAAGGAUUGUUGCUGUUUAA
This is a messenger RNA of Cucumis melo (muskmelon), 882 nucleotides long. RefSeq lists its product as uncharacterized. Lineage: Eukaryota; Viridiplantae; Streptophyta; Magnoliopsida; Cucurbitales; Cucurbitaceae. The transcript has a single exon. The record is from RefSeq and is a predicted model, not a curated record. Bases 1 to 882 code for a protein of 293 amino acids.